Molecule: messenger RNA, 3913 nt
Organism: Closterium sp. Naga37s-1
Lineage: Eukaryota; Viridiplantae; Streptophyta; Zygnematophyceae; Desmidiales; Closteriaceae
Source: the annotation of a GenBank genome assembly
AUGCGAGGCGAUGAUCAGCUGUCGCAUUGGUUGGUGGAAGUCGUGAGGCCCGGAGGAGCUUCCGCUUCGAGCAGCAAGAGCGGGCGGGUGGGAGCGAGAGGCGGUAUUAGGGAUGGCGCGGGCGAGGCGGCGGGACUCGCGGUAGCAGUAGAGGAGGCGAAGAACGAGCGGUCGGGUUGCGUUCUCCUCAUUCUCGUGCACGUGGUCGCGGGCUGCGACACGCGAGGUCCCUCGUCCCACGGCGCGGAGUCACCGAGGGGGGCAGCAGGGCAGGGGCAAGAGCAGGCGGCGGCGGAUGCGGAGGCGGAGACGGAGGAGGCGCUCAAGUGGGCUCUGCUCAAGCCGCUGCAAGUCGCCGUGCAGCAGCACCAGGUACGCGCACUUUCGCAGCCCGGCGGUCCUAGGUUCGAUCGCUGCCGCCCCCCCACGUCGCGUGCAGUCAGUCACCUGCUCGAGCUCCUCGCGCACGCCGCCGUCAGUCGCAUCGUCGCUGUGGCGUCUCCGCUGCUGCGCUCUCACCCCUUCUCACUUUCCCCUCACCAACUCCCAUCCCCUUCUAUUCCCCCUCUUAUCCUUCGCCCUUGUCCGUGGGGGAGGGCGCGCACGAUGCGCAUGAUGCGCGGCUCCAUGGGCGCACUGCUGCACUCGCGCAUGCCCACGCUCACGCUCAUGCUGAUGGGGGUAACGGCCGUGGUGCUGUUGCUGCUUCAGCUGAAGAUGGUGGUGGUGGUAGCAGGCAGAGGGAGCGAGGUAGCACACCACAACAGCACCACCACCAGCACCACCAUGCACACCCCUCAUGGCUCCAGGAACGGCGCGGCAGUGGCUCCUUCAUGCCCACGUGGAGCUUUGGCCGCAGGACACGUGGCAGCGGCCCGUUGGUUGCUGUUGAGAGGGGCGAAGGCGAGCGCAUGGGUGGUGAGAGCAGGCCUCGGGCCCCUGGGCCCGCACUCUCCCUCCCUCGCCUCCCCCUGCGCGCCCGCCUCUGCACCUGCACCGCCCGCUCUCGCUGCUGCUCCCCCUCACGGCAGCAUGGCAGCAGCAGCAGCGCAGCCAGGCGGGCACGCGGACACUGCUGCAGCGCGCGCAGAGGAGGGCGCGUGCAGUGGUGGCAGGCGGGAGCGGUUUCACAGGUCCGAGAGCAUAACGGAGGGGGGAGAGGGGGAGGAAGGAGAGGCGACAGAGGGGGUUAGAGGCACAGAGGAGUGUGGAUCCAUAAAUUGGGAGGCGUCGAGGCAGCAGGUGGAGGUGCGGGCAUGCAGCAAGGCGGGCAAUGGGGUGCACAGGGACGUGCAGCGGCUGCUGCAUGCGGACAUGCACUCCGCUGCGCCCACCCCACCCCCCUGGCCCAUGGGCCUCUUCCGCUCCUCCUCCGUGCCCGGCCCCUCGACCGUCACCCGCGCCUCCCCAUCGCUAAUCGCCUCGUCCUCCUCCUUCUCGUCGUCUUCCUCCUCUGUGCGUCGCCCCCCCUCGCUGCUGUUCGCCAGGGCGUCGUCCGUGCCUGGCUCCACUCGCCGCGUCUCCUUCCGCCGCCACACGCACACCACGGGUGGGCACGGUGGGCAGGCCGGCAGGCGGCGGCACAACGAGGGGAAGAGCAGCCGUGGCGCUGGCAGCUCUGGAGCAAGGGAUGAGGUGGUGUUGGGGGGGAGGGAGAGGGGUGCAGGGGGAGCGGACGCAGGGAGACGAGAAGGGGAAGAGGCGGGCAUGGGAGGCGUGGCAGUGAGGAGUGGGGAGUGUGGAGCGGCAGGAGGAGGAGGAGAGGCGUGCGCAGCGAGCGAGGCUCCGGACUACGCUGCGUAUGCGCCCUUCCCCCACUCGCUCUCCUCCUCGUCUUCCUCCUCCUCGUCGGCGCGCCUGCGCUCUCUCUUCCGCGCCACCUGCACCCUCUCCGCCACGCCCACCUCCCCCGCCUCGCCUGCCGACACCGCGUCGCCCGCCAUGCCGCCCAGGAGCGACGGGCGGGGCGGCAGGGGCGGUAGGGCGUACGAGGUGGUGCCGGUGGAUUGGCUGCAGGAGGUGGAGGCGCGGAGGGCGCGCAUGAGCGGGGGAGAAGCGGGGGAGGGCGGUGGGCGCGGCAGCCUGGAUAGCCAGAUGAGGAGAGCAGCGGGUGCUGUCACUGGUGAUCAUCAUGCCCGCGGCUCACACAGUGCCCGAGCCAGUGGGGCCAGUGACGCCACCCGCCCUGCUGCCAGACCCACAGGGCCCUCCCGCAAGGCUGCGUGCGAGCCACUGUGCACCACGGCAUGUGCACCCGGGUUCAGUGACCAGAGCAGCCCCCUCUGCAACUCCACUCCCGCUCUCACGCCCACCACUCCUGCCACUGCCACCACUGCCACUGCACCUAUCUCCGUGCCCUCCACCGACUCGGCACCGUCCAGUGCUUGCUCUUUCUCUCCCCACACCCCUCCCGCUGCUGCCCCUGCCGAUUCUCCCUUUCCCGCCGCUGCUACCGCCAGGUGCAACUGCUCGCAUGCGCAGCACCUAGAGCCCCACCUCGCUGCACCGUGUGAGCGUGCAUGCAGUGCUCUGCAGCACGGCCAGCCCACCGCAGCUGCACACGAGAAGGGCGCAGCAAAGGAGACCAUUUCGGGGCUAACGAAUGGCGCGCAGCACCACAUGCAUCCGCCACACCUCACCAUCCUCACACCCCACAGCGCCUGCAGCGCCACCUCCACGCCCACCCCCUCACACACCACUCCCGCACCACCCGCCACCACCACGCCUGCCAGCAUGCACCAGUGGCGCCGGCGGCGGCGGCGCGAGUGGCGGGGGCGGGACGACAGCGACAGCGUGAGGCGCAUGAACGCGUCGCUGGCGUACCUGUCAGUGCAGCACAGCCACCUGGUGCACCUGGGCGCCGCUGAUGACGAUGACGACGGGCUGGACGUGGAUGAGAUGGUCGUGGGCGCUCGCCUCGACGCCGCCGCGGAGAGGGGGGAGUUUGGUGGGGAGUGCAGUGAGGGAUGGCAGGAGGAGGAGAUGGGGUGGGUGGAGUGCAUGGGGAGUGCAGCGGGUGACGCUUCCUCUGUAUAUGAUCGCUAUUCUGGCCCUCUCACUCAUGCUGCCCUUGCUGCUGCUGGGGUGAUCACAAGCACAGCAGCAGCAGCAGCAGCGUUGCCAUCAGGCGCGCCCUCCUCAUUCCACAGCAGUCCCAACAGGGCAGCACCCCCAUCCGUCUCCUCCCAUACUAGCACCCCUGCAGCAAUGAGCCCAGCCUGCCUCUCCCCUCACGCGCACCCCUCUGCACACAGCCCCUGCCGCAGCACCUCCCACGGCUCCCCCUCUGCCUCCCUGCCGCGUGUGCCCUGCUCCCUCUCCCACGGCUCCUGCGACAGCAGUGCAGGCAGUGGAGCGAGUGAGGGGCGGCGGCGCUCCAUGCUGGGAAUGAGCCGCAGCAUGGGCGUGGCCACACUCUCUCACGCCCUCUCCUCUCUCACCCAUGCUGCUGCUGUGUCCUCGGGGUCCAUCUCAGGCUCCCCUGCUGCCGCCCGGCCUGCCUCGCGCCUCAUGCUGUCGUCAGGGCCCACACCCGACGCACAGCACACCUGCGGUAACGGCAGCACGUCCUUAGGGAGUGGCGCGGGCACGGGCGCGGGCGCUGGCGCGGGCAGGGGCAUGGGGGCAGAGGCGGAGACGGAGGGCGACAUGGGGCUGGACAUUGACAUUCUGCUCUCCGACCUGCGCUCCCGCCAGAUGCGCUCCACCUCCGGGCCCCUGGCGCCUCGCAUGGCUGGCCCCCUGCGCUCUGUCACCCAUCCUGCUGCUGGCAUGGCUGCUGCAGCUGCAGCAGCCGUGGCAAGUGUGGGGGAGAUAGGCGGGGAGGAUAGGAGUGCGCCGCUGUGUGAUGUGGGGGUGGAUGCAUGGCGGAGUGCAGCAGAGGCAGACUCAGGAGACCACUCCCUGGCUGCAU